Columba livia (rock pigeon) is the source of this 3845-nucleotide messenger RNA. Its product is annotated as cytosolic phospholipase A2 epsilon-like. The record is from RefSeq and is a predicted model, not a curated record. Bases 162 to 2588 code for a protein of 808 amino acids. Gene Ontology annotation, cellular component: cytosol. Gene Ontology annotation, biological process: glycerophospholipid catabolic process. Gene Ontology annotation, molecular function: calcium ion binding; calcium-dependent phospholipid binding. The transcript has 20 exons. NCBI's taxonomy places the organism in Eukaryota, Metazoa, Chordata, Aves, Columbiformes, Columbidae.
UUCCCUUUCAGGCAGUGAGGAAGGUGGGGCAUGGAUAAGCCACUUGCUCCUCAGCAAGUGCCUCCUUAAAGUCUGCAGAGGUACUCUGUGAGUCACUGCCAGCUGUUGCCUCUAAUGCUGAAGUGACAGGCAUAUCAGACUUGUGUGCAGUGGGGAGCACGAUGGGAUCAUACUGGAGUGCUCAUGAGAGUGAAGAAUGCCCAUGCUACUCGCUCUCUGUAAAAAUCAUAAGAAUGAGAAACCUGAGAAAGGCAGAUCUGUUUAGUCAAGCUGAUUGCUAUGUAAGCCUGUCCUUGCCUACUGCUUCCCCUGAGACUGUCCGGACCAAAACCAUCAAGAACUGCAAAGAUCCAGUGUGGAAUGAAACAUUUUGCUUCAGGAUCCAGAGCCAAGUAAAAAACAUUCUUGAGCUGAAAGUCUAUGAUGAAAAUAUAGUCACUAAAGAUGACCUCCUCUUCACUGUCCUCUUUGAUGUUGCUAAAAUCCAGCUUGGAGAAACUGUUCGCUUGACUUUUCAGCUAAAUCCAAAGACACAAGAGAUGCUGGAGGUUGAGUUUGCAUCAGAGAGCAUUCCAGUCCCUCCUGAAAAGCUUGUCACUAAUGGUGUAUUGGUGUCUCGUGAAAUUUCCUCCUUGGAAGUCCUGGUGGACAAUAAACGGACAAAGACAGAACCUUCAGAAAAAGAUUUCUUAUUUUCAGUGAAGGGAUCCUAUGAAGUGAGCCAGACCCUGUCACUGGGUUCUCCGCUGCAACGUGCGGAGCCCCUGGACUUCCAUUACAUCAAGUACAGCCUGUCAGAACUGCGUGUGGCUCUAGCAGAGAAGAAGCCUCACUCCUUCUUGUGUACCUCAGGUGAAGAGAAAAAAGACUACCAUGCAUCCCUCACCAUUCCUCUUGAUUCGCUUCCCUUCAAGGAGAAAGUAGCAGUAGCAAAGGAUGAAACUAUCAAUUUACAUGUGAAGUCAAAUGACUGGUCAAGAAACUUAGAUGUUCGCUUGGAAUUUGAUCUAUGUAUGGAGGAGAAAAAUUUCCUGCAGAAACGGAGGAAGUUUGUGGCUUCUGCUCUGAAAAAAGCACUUCAUUUAGAGCAAGACCUACAAGACCACGAGGUACCAGUUGUAGCAGUCAUGACAACAGGAGGUGGCACCCGCGCACUGACAUCUCUGUUAGGCAACCUGUUGGGUCUUCAGAAGCUGGACCUCUUAGAUGCUGUUUCAUACAUCACUGGGUCAUCUGGUUCAACAUGGACCUUGUCACAUUUAUAUCAGAGUGCUGACUGGUCACACAAGGAUCUGUCUGGACAGAUUGGUGAACUCCGCAGACACAUGGCCAAGAGCAAACUAAGCUGCUUUUCCCUGGAGAGCUUGAAGUACUAUGACAAGGAGCUAAAAUUGCGGAAGCAAGAGGGAUACCAGAUCUCUAGCAUUGAUUUUUGGGGUCUUCUGCUGGAAAAAGCAUUAAGUGAUGGGAAAAAUAACCACAAACUCUCAGAUGAACGACAGGCAUUGAAUCACGGUCAGAAUCCCCUACCUAUCUACAUGAUCCUCAACAUGAAGGAAGACUACAGCCUUUCAGAGUUCAAAGAAUGGGUGGAGUUCACCCCUUAUGAAGUUGGGUUCUUAAAGUACGGCGCCUUCAUUCGCGCAGAGGAUUUUGGCAGUGAGUUCUUCAUGGGCCGCCUGAUGAAGAAGCUCCCUGAAUCCCGCAUCUGCUUCAUGAAAGGCCUGUGGAGCAAUGUGUUUUCCUACAACCUGUUGGAUGCAUGGCACUUGUCGGAUCCUACAGAAAGGCCCUCACUGAGGUGUACCCAAAACAGGACUGUUGAUGUUGAAGCAGAUCAGCCUUCCCUACCAGCCAGGAGUCAUGAUUUGGACACUUACAUGGUCACCCCUGAAUGUGGCAUCAUGGGCAUCAUUCGGCAAGUCCUGACCGAGCGGGUGAUGGUUUCCAAGUUCUACAACUUCCUGAAGGGGUUCCAGCUACACAAUGAAUACCUCCAGAGCAAAAGCUUCUGUAGAUGGAGAGAUACUGUACUAGACAAAUUCCCCAACCAGCUGACAGAAGCAGCAGAGUUCCUGUGCCUGGCAGACACAGCGGGAUACAUCGAUAUCAGUUACCCACCACUCAUGAGGCUGGAGAGGAAAGUGGAUGUUGUCCUACACUUAAACUACUCUUCUGGAUCACAGACAUUGCCUUUGGAAGAAGCCUCCAAGUACUUCCUAAAGCAAGGAAUCCCAUUUCCCAAAAUCCACCUGAGUGAAGAAGAAAAGAAAAAUCUAAAGGAGUGCUACAUCUUCGAAGAUGCAGACAUCCCAGAGGCACCAACCGUGGUGUUUUUCCCGCUGGUGAAUGACACCUUCAAAAAAUACAAAGAGCCUGGUGUGGAGCGCAGCCCUGCUGAGAUGGCGCAGGGCAACGUGGACGUUUCCACCAUUUUUUCCCCAUACUGCUUAAACAGCUUUACCUACACAGAGGAAGAGUUUGACAAGCUGGUAGAAUUGACCAGCUACAAUAUUCAGAACAACAAACAUCUGAUCCUUCAGGCUUUGAAUUCAGCUAUAGAGCAGAAACGACAGCACAAAAAAUAAAACACCGUCCUGAGUUUCAGAAAUAUAUCCAAAUAAUAUUAUUUUUCUGCAGAAGAAUCAAGACCUGUUUGUGAAUGAACAUGACAGACUUGGGAAAGCACAAAGGCUUAUCUCAGCUUGUGGAUCCUCUCCACCAUGUGGUGAUCCUAGAUAAACCAAUCAAACAAAAUAAUCGCUUGUCUCAUGCUUUAUUUAUCUUGGAUUUUACUGCUGGUGAACAUUUUUUUCCGUAUACAUACAUGUAUAUGCAGUAAAGCAAACCUUAGGGAGUAUGUGGCUUAUUGAUGAGUUUUGUAAAUAAUGAAUGUGAGACAGCAAUAACAAUUAUUUUAAAAAUUACUAUGCUAGUAGAAUUUAUAUGUUAAGACAAAUGAGCUACAAAUAUUUAAUCUAUUCAAAAUCUAGUGCAACAGUAAUAUACAUAAUAAACAUGGACCAUGUCAAAGAAAAAACCUAUAUUUUCCUGUUGUGUCAGCAAGAAAUAUUGUUGGAAAUAACAUGCAAAUCUAAACAUAAAAAAAUAUAUAGCAAAUAUGAGAUUUCACAUGAAAAAUACAAAUUUUCUGUACUUCUGAAUUUACAAGUUUUAUUAUACCAGCAAUAUCUAGGUUUGGAAAAUCCCUUGGAAGUCACCGUUGCAAACCCCAUUGUGAGUCAGGAUAGGGUCUUCUGGUGCAUGUGUAAGUACUUGACCUGUGGUUGUGCUGUUCUCUGAACACUCACAGUAUUUACAGGAUUCAGCUCAGCACCUGCAUCCUGUUAAUUUCAACAGGUUCAAUAGUACUUCUUGUUAUUAUAGGAUGAGAUGCUGGCUAUGAGAAUAAAAACAUCGAAAACAGAGACAUUCAGACUUUGUGGUAAGAAGGCAAUAGGUGCUUUACACUGAUAUCCAUGGGUAAUUGCAUACCUUUGUCAGUUCCUGGCUGUAUACAAUCAACACACCAUCUAUGCAACUACUAUAAAUAGCACAAGGCAAUUUGUUAAAACUGCUUAUUUUUGAGAUGAAGAUCAAAAUAAUUCUUUGCUUUAUGAAGGAUUUUAAUAACACGGAUGCUCUGUAAGCCUGUUUCAUCACAAUAGAGAUGCUAAUCUAAAGCAAGACAUAAUGCUUCAACCAUUAUCAGCUACCCUUAAUUACUUCAAAUUUAAAUGAAAAGCAGUAACUUGUCUGCACUGAAAUAACGUAUUGGCACACACAGAGCUAUGCACAAUGCAAUCAUAGUCAAAAGAGAAAAUAAAUCCUUACUUCAAAAUGAA